UCACAUCGAACCUGCUAACCUAGCGCUCUGCGAUUUCGAACUCCAACACCAGACGGCUACACGUCGCCGUCUUCGGAUUAUAUCACGUGUUAUAUAACCGCGUGGAGGCAUCUAGGCCGUUGGUAGCGGUCUACCAGCGACUGAUACUGUAGCCUGACUGCCACCGCCUGUGGCCUUAGCCUCGGAGCGGAUGCGCACAAUAGAGGUGACAACGUCAUCUAGCAAACGCGCUCAGGCAUCAACGCCUGUAUCCACUGAUUCCGUAUACAUGUCCUAAGUCUCUCACCUAUAUAAACCCCACAGCUACUGCACUCGACCACACAUCCCCAACAUCGACAGCAACACGAUUGACGACAACAACAACAGGCCUCGACUGCUUCCCACAUUCCGCAAUGUCCAAGGAAGUCUUCUUCGAAGGCGACGCCGAAGUCCUCCCCUUCACAACACCAACCACACCUACCGCUACCUUGCAAAAGCCCUCCGACGUCCUCGACGUCCCCGCCGCCGCGCCCAGCACAAUCUGGUACCUCUCCAUCACCAAGCCCCACGUCGACUCCCACGACAUUAUCGGCCCCACCAAAGCGUUCAGACACCUCCUUCCCCGCAUCGAAGCCAUUGUCAGCAACUCACCAACAGCCAUCGACAAGCUUGCACAACUGAAAGAGACCGAAGACAUGUGGGGCGAAACAGAGCCAAACGAGCAUUUCUUCAACAACGGGUUUGAAGUCUUUAUUGUCGAGGGACAGAGGGGAUCUUACACAAUCUUGAAGAUGAUACGCGAAAUCAACAAGGAAGUCUUUGAUAUUCUUCCCGCGCCAGUGUACACGGUACUUUCCGUUGGACCCCUUGAGCACGCUGCUAUGCCGCUCAAAGCCAAAUCAUCAUCAUCUUCUUCUUCUUCUUCUGCCUCAGCAUCAGCCUCGAAAUCCUCUUCAGCACCGCUUUCGUCAAAGUUCUCCCCGGGGAAGCCAAAAGGCUAUGCAACUACGACACAGCUCCAUGGCUCAUUCAUCGAGCGAGCAGCCGCUAGGGAAACAGCAAAAUACAUCAUGACAGUUCUUCUUCUUGAUGAAGAAAACGUCAAGGAGAUUGGUAGGUGGGAGAAGGGAAGUAAAGGCGGUGGUGUGUUGAUGGCUAUGAAUGCGACGAGUAUGUGGGAGGUCAAGGUUGUGUAUGCGGAUGAUCCGAUCGGGAGGGCGCAGGAGGAAGCAGAUAGAGGGGAGGAUGCGUUUGUUUUGUGAGAUGGAAAAGGGUGGUAUGGAGGUGUUACUUGGUGGAAACUGAGACGUCAGACGAAAAGGUGACGGGGCUAUGAAGAGCUCCUGGAUGUGAGAUCUGAGUUGAGACGGGAAGGUGCUGGGAGUAUGGGAUCU
Alternaria alternata is the source of this 1373-nucleotide messenger RNA. RefSeq lists its product as hypothetical. The record is from RefSeq and is a predicted model, not a curated record. NCBI's taxonomy places the organism in Eukaryota, Fungi, Ascomycota, Dothideomycetes, Pleosporales, Pleosporaceae. The coding region runs from base 393 to 1241 and encodes 282 amino acids. The transcript has a single exon.